This is a messenger RNA of Aureobasidium pullulans EXF-150, 771 nucleotides long. RefSeq lists its product as uncharacterized. The record is from RefSeq and is a predicted model, not a curated record. NCBI's taxonomy places the organism in Eukaryota, Fungi, Ascomycota, Dothideomycetes, Dothideales, Saccotheciaceae. The transcript has 2 exons. Bases 1 to 771 code for a protein of 256 amino acids.
AUGUCAACUAUCCCGGCUUGUUGCAUCUGUUCCUCGGUGCUAGAUACGAUAGACUCAAAAACGGAAAAGCCUACUAUCGCUGCACGCCACCUUUCGUGCUGUUCACGUCCCGUCUGCCAACGAUGCAUUGCCAACAAUCCUCGCUACAACUCGUAUUGUCCGUAUUGCCAAAUCUCCACAGAUCCACGAUCGACUCUUCCACAAGGUCUACGUGACCCACCGCCAUACAACGACACACAGGCUUCUGCUUUACCGCCGUCUGAAAAAGACCAGGACGCACCUCCUGCAUAUUCUGCGCACGAAUCAUUGCAACCUCCUUCAGAAAAGGCUAUCGAGAAUGCCCCAGAUGUGCUACACUUUUUGACCCCGACGGACACGGCUCUUUCAUUAUCCUUAGCCUAUGGUGUACCUCUUCAUGCUUUACGAAAGGCCAACAACGUCUUUGCAGACCAUCUUCUUCAAGGUCGUAGAACCGUCGUAAUCCCUGGAGAUUAUUACAAGGGCGGCGUGAGCCUAAGCCCAAGGCCAAUCGAGGGCGAGGAAGAGGAGCUGCGCAAGUCCAAGUUACGGCGAUUCAUGGUCACAUGCAAAGUAUCCGAAUAUGACGUUGCACAACUUUACCUGGAACAGAACGACUAUGAUUUGGACGGCGCUGUCGAGGCGUACAAAGACGACGAGAAGUGGGAGAAAGAACACCCGCUACAAAACAACGGCAAGGGCAAGAUGACUGCGCGUACUGUUGGUAAAAGGCGAUAUGUUGGCUCCUCGUAG